GGGUAAAGCCGGUGAAAAGGAUAAGUCGGGUGGAAGGUUUCUUAAUCGCAAUACAGAAGAAGGGAGUGGAGUUGGAGUUGGCUCGAGGAGGUUGGUCUUCUUCACAUCACAAGGUUUAAAGCGGGAAGAGGCGAGGAAGGAGGAAGGAGGAGGGAGGAGAGGAGGAAGACAGAGGGUGCGCUGCGAGUCAAGUCCGCUGGUGUCUUUGUGCGCUUUGUGUAGGACUGGUGUUCUGAUGGAGUUGUAGCAAAAGUAGGGAAAGAGGCGAACAAGUCGCUGGGGUGAAAGGAAGACAAAGAAGGUCAGGGGCUGCAUGCACAUGGAAUCCACGGGUCUCUCUGUGUGCUUUGGUAGAAGGGGUGGCGCUGUGAUGGAAUAGUGGGUAAAGAGUGGAGGGAGGAGGGCUGACGGCGGUGAGGAAAGGGGGAGGGAGGUGUGUUUCGGUCAGGCUUUUCCCGUAGGGUCAAGGAGAGUUCUUUUCUCGGGAGAAGAUGAUGGCUGGGGAGGAUGUGAGUGUUGUCACGGGAAACAUGGUUGAUAAUUUCUCUUCGGGUUCAGCCUCUGCAAUCGGUGGAACUGGAGGAGACCGAGGCACCGAGGCUGCCUCGGGUAGUCAGGAAAACUCUGUCGGAAUAUUGGCGGCGAAGUUCGGCGUUGUGCAGAGACGUCAGGACGGGAUGGUGGAACUUAUCGCGGGAGAUCACGGUAGAAGCGGUAGCAGAGGAGAAGGAGGUGAGCGGAAGGCCAUAGGAGAAGGAGGUGAGCGGAAGCCCAUCGGCAGCAAGCGGGUUUUGAGCAGGGACCUGACACGUGCAGCAAUCGAGGAGGCGAGGUACCGACUAGAGAAGCACGGAGACAGAGCGAAGACAAGUAUCAAGCUUGGCGGGCUCCAAGAGAGCAGCUCCAUAAGGAGGCCGGGAUUUGACGGAGGAAUUUCGGUAGUCCCGCCGUUGAUGAGCCCUAAGGGAAGUGGGAUUGGCACGGCAUCGUUGGCAGGGACGCCGACGUCCAGCAGUGGGAGCUCUAGCACCAUAUCUUCCGCACAAGGAACGCUGGAGGAAGGAGAGAGACUGGGGGUGGUUGGAGGGGGAGGUGGGGGUAUCAAAUCGAUAGCGGGAGCGAGCCCUCGCAGUCUUGGAUCGUUAACAACGAGUCCUUCGUCUGUGGCAUCGGGUAAUUAUUGCAGUGCAACUGAGGGAGGAGCAGAGAGAAGAGGCGUAGGGCUGCGUGGGGAGAAGCUUGGUUCCUUCUCCCCCGAUGUUGGUGACUGGCACAUGAUGCAGGGAAUAGAUAAGUUCUUGGAACUGGGACUUGUGGCGCAGCAGUCACCCAGGUUCACGGAAAUGAUCAUGGAAAUGGCCACAGUCGCGGCCAUGAGGGAGGGUGGAUAUCUGGGGGGGCGGAGAGAGGGAGAGGAGGGGGUUCUGACGGGAGACGGGACUAGCACUGCAGACGAGAAGAGUGGGGAGAUGGCGACGAGGCAGUUCCGCAGAUCUGUGUCUGCGAUUGCAGACUUGAAGAGAGAGAACGGUUUGGUGGCCUCCGGUCCGUUGUCGCCUGUGACUUACGGCAGCAAGGGUGGCGGCGGCGGCUCCUUGUUGACGAAGAGCCUGACCUUCGGUGGGCUGGAGAAAACCAACAGGCUGAAAGGCUAUGGGAGCGCGGAUGCAGCCAGAGAGAAGGAGGAACGGUCUCGUCAAAUGCGGAUUUACAGGCCUCACGAUUAUGACCGGAUUAACACGGAGGUAACCAUCACGUUAACUGGCUUGGUUAACAUCGAUCGGAAAGACUCGCUUGGACGACCGAUAGUGGUCAUCGAUGCAAGCUUCAUCCCCCCGCCAAGGCUGCGAUUUGCUGCCGUGGCGAUGAUCAGGGAGAGGAUGGAUCCCAUUGUGCAGGAGCCGUACGUUCUGGUGUUUGUGACGACGCCGAAAAACCUGCACAAGGCGGCUCCGACCAAGGUUCCCGCGUGGUGGUGCUUGAAAGUGUAUCAAAAUUUGCCACGGCCAUACAAGAAGAACGUGCAGCGGGUGAUCUUCAUCCACCUGACUCUAUGGUUCUCGAUUAUUUUCAACGUGAUUCAGCCCUUCCUGAGCAGCAAGGUCUACAGAAAGUUUGUGAAGGCCAAUACGCUGAGCGAUAUUGAGGAGCAAGUGGGGGAUGAAAUUAAGCUGAGUCAGAUCGCCUUGGCACCGCACGUGUUCGUGCACGACAAGAAGGUUAUCGCGCAUGGCUCGUUUCUCAAGGAGGUCAAGGAAAUUCUCAUGAACAGGCCGCUGGCGGCGGUGGCCAAGGCGGUGGAAGCGGUGAACAGCAGGGGCGGGGGGCUGGCUACUGCAGCGAGUACCAUGAGGUCUCCCUCCGCCAAUUUGGGAGGAGUAGAAUUAGAUGGGCGGCGUGAAGGAGGUGAUGUGGGGCAGCCCUCUCCAGCUGACGCCGCCGCCCCCUCCUCGGCUGUUCAUCUUCCUGUGGCUACGCUGGCGUUGGCACCUCGCACACCGACCCCAGGUGGACGCUCGGAAGGUUCUACCGGCACGCUGAGCCCCGCUCGGAUGCUGGAGAGCGGAAGAGGAGGGGCUGGAGCGGAAGGCAUGCUAAAAUUGCCACGAAGCAUGAGUUCUUCAUCUGCAAGGUCAACAGGAGCAAGUGUGGGUAUCGCAACGACGGCUGCCACGGGAGGGUCAUCGGCUCUCUCAUCGGCCAAGUCACAAGAGACGACAGCUUCGCAAACUCGUUAGCAACUGAUGAGUGAUGUCAUCGAUCUAGGUUCGGUGAGUCCUUUUCCUCUGGAGAUGUCCAGGAUGCGGGAACUGAGUUCUUCCCUUCAGCUUCUCCUCCUCCUGUUCCUCCUCCUCCUCUUCCUCCUUCGGUCACUUCAAAGAGUCCGGAGGCAGAGAAUUGCCUCCAUGGCGAGCUGAGGGUUCGUGCCAUCGGUGCACAUUUGGCCUCCCCCUUCACCUCCGAUUCUUUAGGAUCUAUUUAUUAAUGAAAUUUGGGUUGUGCCCACAAGCCAGUACAGGCUGUCAAAUAUUACGUAUCCUAAGCUGGCCACGCGGCUUGAGGCUUGCGCUAACAGCUUCAGGCACACAAGGGAGGACGAGGGGGUAGGGGGGGCCAUGCAUACACACAGACACACACACACACACACACACACAGACACACACACAGACACACACACAGACACAUACACACAGACACACACGCACACAUCUACACACACAGAGACAGACAGACAGACACAGAGAGAGAGAGAGAGAGAGAGAGAGAGAGAGAUGUUUUGCAAUUGUGUGGAGAGGUUAGUGCAGAGUAGGAAGGAGGUGGGCGAAGAUGACAAGUAACGUUAGCGCUUGGCCAUCUAUGGAAGUAGGUAAACGGGAUGUAUGGAAUAUAAUUCGAUGUCGUCGAAUUGUUUGUUCCAGUGAUGGAUGAACUGAUACCCUUUGAAGGGGUUCGACGAAGAGUGCCACUUCUUGCUGGUUGUUUCGAGGUCUUGAUACAUAGCAGUUCUGUACCUCUUCAGGAGGUUAGCCGUCUUCGGCGGUGCUUCUCAAGAUCCUGCGUUCCCCGGUGUUGAUCUGUGUGAUGGACGAUGGUAUGCAAAGGGAAGUGGAAACGCAGGAGUCAGAACUGGGAUAUGAAAUGGUCGUCUAGGCCCCUGGUGUUCUUUCUGGGAUUGAUUCCCUGCUUCGUGGCUCAUCCAGGUGCAGUUCUUUAUACUCUGUUUGGUUGUUGACUGAACGGUAGGGCCCAAUGCUGUGCGGCAAAACAGGCUUUCCCCAUGUAUGUAUGUGUAUUAUGUAAUCCUCCGACAUGGACGGUUCCAUUGACUUUGACCAGAGGCUGUUUCUGUUGACUUUGACCGAGGACAUUUCCAUUGACUUUGACCGAGGACGUCUCCAUUGACUUUGACCGCAUUACGAUCAGACGUAUGCAGGAAAGUCUAGAUCGGAGUCAGUCACUACGUAAUCAUCGAUGUAUUACCACGCCGGUGAUACUAGGGCCAUUCAUGGUUGGUGAAAUGGCUGGUUGUGGAUACACGACCCCUCCUUGUUCGCUGGGUGGGAGGCGUUAGGAGGGAGAAGAACAAGACACAGCUCAUCAGGCAAGCCACAGCUCAUCAGGCAAGAGCAACCGGUCAGUCGUACCAUGUAGGGGAAGAAAGAGGAGAAAGGGGGUUACGGGUGUUGGCAUGCGGCGGCAAGUGAGGAGUCUGGAGCCUCUCCGAGAUGAUCCAGGCUGAGGAACGCACUUACUUUCCUAAAAGGGAAAAAUAGUGGGUGGUGUUAAGGACACGGAGGCGAAGAGCAGAGCGUUCUGGAAAUGGCAAGGAAGCUGUAGCAGAAAGGGAAUGUUCGGUGCGUACAUCUCAUCUUGGUGAGAUGGAUUAUUUACGUGGAUAACUUCCCCGCAGAUAAAAGUUCAUGAUGAUUACCCGGGGUCCGAACUGUUGUCGUUCUGGUGGAGCUGAGUCAAUAAUUUACAUGGAUAAGCUCCCCGUCGAUAAAAGCUCAUGAUGAUUACCCGGGAUUCGAACUGUUGUUGUGCUUUUGUUGGAGCUGAGUCGGCGUUGCGACAGUGUAACUUGAUUUUCUCUGAAAGUUUUUUCUCUGUGGAGGAAGGAAAGGAGGUUGGGCUGCUGAAUGGUGCGGGGAGCAGGAGGCGCAAAGAAUCUAGCGGUAGGCUGAUAUAUUAUGUGAAUAUGAUAGUAUUUGCAUAUGUGUUCGUUUCUGAGAAAUUGUGAGCGAUGGUUGGAGCCAUAGCGAGGAAAGAGAGAUUAAAAACCAUGUUUCGAUAAACUGGAAAAGAACGG
Chara braunii is the source of this 4810-nucleotide messenger RNA. NCBI's taxonomy places the organism in Eukaryota, Viridiplantae, Streptophyta, Charophyceae, Charales, Characeae. The record is from the annotation of a GenBank genome assembly.